Lymnaea stagnalis (great pond snail) is the source of this 1343-nucleotide messenger RNA. Lineage: Eukaryota; Metazoa; Mollusca; Gastropoda; Lymnaeidae. The record is from the annotation of a GenBank genome assembly.
UAUUGUUGCAAGCCUCCUUGGCGAUAACUCACAAACCUACACCUAGUAGUGGGUGUGAUGAGGACAUACCAUCUAGAGAUGCACCGUCUCCACAAAUAUAUCCUUCCUAUGAUGCAAUGCAGGCAACAGUGUGUGGCGGAGGAGAGUAUCUGGAUUGGUUUAAAUGCAAACCUUGUGAAGAUGGAACAUUUAUGACACGAAGAAUGGCCGAAGGAAAGCAGUAUGCUCGGUGUUUGAGUUGUUACGAGCCAAAGUUGGUAAGUUGGGUUUGAACCAUAAACAAUUAAAAAUUAAACUGUAAACAUGUGAUUUUUUUGCGGUUUAUAUUCUGCAUAUGAUGAAUUCUCCAAGGCUUAAAGUAAAAAAAAGAAAUAUUAUUUCGAAACUUCAAUUGGAUGAUGAUGAUGUCAUGAAAUUAACAACAUCCGGGACAGGGUUCAACCAUUUUAAUUUUUGACCAGCACAUUUUUUUGAUAGGCCUCAUUUGAUUGUUAUUUAAUCAAAAAGUAUGUUUAAAAGGCCACAACGUUACAAUUUAGUUUAUACUUCACAUUUUGAUUUUUGUUAUAUUCAAGUGCACUUCAAAGAAAAGCCGCAUUUGUAUUGAUCAGAAUAACAUAAUGUUAUGUUACAUUUAGUGGUAGCUGAAGCUACGGAUUGAGAUGAAAAUUAAUAAAAGUGUUGAGAACAACAAGGAAAACGAAUUGAUUUAUUUGGUACCAACUUUCUAUCAAAUCCAGGCGUGCCAUCUGAUUAUUGUGUGUACAAACAUAUUUUCUGGCUUGGUUAAUACAUACAUUUUAUCUCUUACGCUAAGAAAUCGACCACUCUUAAAUUUGUUGCAUAGAUUAAUCAAAAGGGUUUUUAAAGGCAGCUAUACACAUUUCAAAUCCCGACUAAGUACAAAUGGCCUAUUAAAUCAAAAUUUAAAUACUUUAAUUUUAAUAAGAUAGUAGCUAUGUCUUAAUCAAGUUGUAUUCAUUUUAAUUCAUACAUAAAUUCGAUACUGUUAUUUUAAUAGAUUUUUUUUUUCGUUCAAAUUAGUACGAGAUUGUUACUGCACCAUGCACAAAGACAAGGGACGCCAUCAUCAUGUGUGAAGACGGAUAUUAUAGAAGAGACGUACCUGGAAAACCCUGUCAGUCUGAGUGUACAAGGUGCGAUGUGUGCGGUCUCGGUAGGAGCAUGUUCAAGAACUUUCAAAGGCGUGAAUGCAGUGGGUACAAAAACACAAUCUGUUGUCAUGGUUAUGACAUGGAUGCAGAAGAUGAUGUGUGUGUUUUGACAUUUAAACCCACGCAAAAUAUCAUAGAAACAACGAAAAUGACAACAAAAUCAUUCAC